AUGGAUAAAAGAUUAUAUUUAUUAGUGUUUAAUAACACAAUAUUGAAUAAAAUAAUAUUUAAUCAAGUUAAAAAUUUAUGUAGUUUGAAAAAUGUAAUGAGUUACAAAUGGAGUGAAGUCUGUCAGACACCUUUGGUAUUGGCAGCACACAACUACUUUGACCAACUUAAAAUGUGUUUGUCUAAUAGAAGAUUCAUCAGUGAUCUAUUAACUAUUGGAAUGGCAAUCAGAUUUGGUGAACUUGAUAUGCUCAUAUAUCUGAUCGAUCAAUUCAAAGUUGAUAUAAACUCUUUUAAUGACAACUGGUCUAGAGAUAUUGACACUUUACAAGUUGGUAAGGAUAUCAACGAUUUGCAUCCAGAACCUUUAGAUACAAUCAAUAGUAUAUUAUGUUAUGCAUCGCAAUAUGGACGAAUGGAUAUUGUUGAAUAUCUCACAUCAAGAUACACUCGAUACCAGUGGAAUUACUACCGUGCAAUGGUGAAAUCACCACUCUCUGGCAGUAUGGAGAUGUUGAAAUACUUUACCGAGAAACAAAACAAAGUCGACGAUAAUAAGUUCAAUGAUAUCAAAGUAACAGUAUUUGACAGUGCUGCAUACAUUGGUAGAAUAGAUAUGGUUGAAUAUCUUUUACAAGAAAGACAACAAGAUUUAGGUGCCAGUAAGAUGAUAGAGUUUGCAAUCAAAGGUAAACAAACAACAAUGGUCGAAUAUCUAUUAAGAGAACAUAGAAGCUUGUCAAACAACAUUGAACAUAUAUUGUUAAACAUUGCUGCAGAUUUCCAUUGUGGAGAAAUCGUUAAAAUUCUUUUUAGUUUCAAUAUUAGCCAGAGUGAAACACCACUUAUGAAUAGGUUCGCCAUUCACGGAAACUUGGAGAUGUUAAAAUGGCUUAAUGAGAAUAGCACGAAUAAAGGUUCAAACUGGUCAAUGAAUAAUGCAGCAUAUUACGGUCAUUUCAAUUGUAUAAAGUGGUUGCAUGAAAACACCUAUGGGUGUACCUUUCAUGCAAUGAACUAUGCAGCUGGUUCCGGUGAUUUAGAAUGUGUUAAGUUCCUGCAUUUCAAUAGAACUGAAGGAUGUAAUAGAGAAGCAAUGGAUCAAGCAGCUAGAGGUGGUCAUUUUUCAAUUUUGAAAUGGCUGCAUGAGAAUCGUACUGAAGGAUUCUCUUUUGACGCAUUCUAUAACAUCAUUGAAUAUGGUGACCAACUUGAAAUAUUCGAAUGGUUAUACGAUCAUCGAGAAAUUAACUCUGAUGAUUUCCAAUUCUUUAUAGAGAGAGUUGUGGAAUAUGGAAGAAUUGAAAUCUUCAAAUUUCUUCUUUCUAAAAAUAGAGAGUAUAAUGCAACUCAUUUCAUUUAUAAUGCUAUUGCCAAUAGUAAUCUGGAGAUGGUGAAAUACAUCUAUGAAAAUGGAAUCGAUGAUAAUCUUGAUAAAGAUUUAUUUGGAUUGGCAGUCGAUAAUAAUGAUGAUGACAUUCUCAAAUACAUACUCGAGAAAAUCGAUGGGACCAUUAGUUUGGACAUUGACCAAGCAAUCAUCUCUUCUAUUUCACGACAUCAAUUGGGUAGAGUAAAGUUUUUAUUUGGAUAUAUAUAUAAUUGUUUGGAAUUGAUGAACACUACAAAUACAAAUAUCAAUUUAAACUUUAUUGAAAUAGCAGCACAACACGAUAAUAUGGUUGCAUUACUUUGGUUGUAUGACAAUGCUUCAGAUUAUGGAUCGAUUACUUUAGAUUCGCUAAAAUCAUCGAUAACGAACGCCAACAUUUCAAUGGUGAAAUGGAUGAUCGAUCAUAUCGAUUCAGAUCUUUUAAAAUCUAUCGACAACCAAUUCGAUUUCAAUGAAUAUUCAGAUGAACUUUUCAAACGUAAUCAUUUCGAAAUCGUUGAACUGGUUCUUCAAACAUUCAAAGAAGAAUCAACCAAAAGUAAACUUCAAUCAUAUAAACAACAAUUAGAAUCAACAUAUUCAAAUUCUAUCGAAACAAUCGAAAUUAUUAAUAAAUUAUUAUCACAAUAUACUUUAUAA
Molecule: messenger RNA, 2031 nt
Organism: Heterostelium album PN500
Lineage: Eukaryota; Evosea; Eumycetozoa; Acytosteliales; Acytosteliaceae
Exons: 1
Coding region: 1-2031 (676 amino acids)
Molecular function (GO): protein binding
Source: RefSeq, a predicted model, not a curated record